UUAGGGUGAUAUCAUGGUUGGCAACGUCAAAAGUCUUGUUGAUCGAUUGUCAAAAGACUUUUCAUCUGCUCGGCCGCCCCUGUCUAUUCAUGAACCUCGAAAAACCGUAAUGCCGAAGUCGAGCCCUGUGCAACAUGUGAUCACGACAUUUGCUUAUAGAGCUGUACAGGAUGAUGAAUUGACUCUUGAAUUAGGCGAUAUAAUCGAGGUUUUGGAGGAGGUAGAGGAUGGCUGGAGCCGUGGGCGGCAGUUGAGAACUGGACUUGUUGGGAUGUUUCCCACUAAUUUCGUGAAGCCAGAUGUUGCUCCAACAACUACAACGAAUCGAGAAGAAGACAAGGGAGUGGUGAUUAGACAUGCCGGUGAUUUACCUGACUUGCCAGAAGCAAAUCGACGAACUCCAUCUGUUGUUGGUGGAAAUAGUUUCCUCAACAAAGCUUUGCAUGCCGAAACAAAAGAGGAACCGAAAACAAAAGAAAUGGCCAGAGUGAAAUUUGAAUAUGAACCUCAACAUAGUGAUGAACUUCGGCUUGGAGAAAUUGGACAGCUUAUCACUAUUAUUCGAAAAGAUUGCGGUGAUGCUGGUUGGUUCGAGGGCGAAAUCAAUGGACGUCGUGGCCUGUUUCCUGAUAACUUUGUGGAGCUUGUCCAGGUGCCCGUCAACACUCGUUCCGGCACGAUCUACCAUCAGCCCACUCAUCACCCCAAAGUAAUAGGAAAAGCGCCUGCAGCGAGCCCUGCCUCAAUCGUACCUCCGGCAGUCCCAGCGAAACCUUUGAAACAAAAAAUGUCUGAAAGCUCCACCUCAAUUAACGGAGCUGGGUCGUCUCCUCCUUCUUCUAGUAGUGUCGCUAGCUCAGCGCCCGUCUUGCCAUCUCAGGUAAAGCAACAAAAUUCCGCAUUUGCUGCUGCUCGAGACCGAAUAUCCAAGGACCUAAUUGUUGGGCAACCGGGACAAGUUGCUUCAAAAUUGACCAAGUCUGUAGUAGUCACCUCUGGCUCCGAAUCCGUUGCCACAGCAAGGCCCGUCAGCAAUAUCGAAACGGAAGAAGCAUCUGAAGAUGUUGCUAGGCCACUAAGCCAUGUGACCAAGAAUCGAGUUCGCCCGCCAGGGAAGCGGCCAGUUAGUAUGCUGCUCAUCAAGAAGAAAGGGUCAUCGGAUAAUCUUAUUGAGAGUGCCUCUCAAUCAGCCUCUAGUGAGGUUGUGGAAAACAGUCCAUUUAGCAGUGCAUUAUUCACUGCUACAACACCCACUACAACUUCUCCACCCACAUCUCAUCCUGUGGGAUAUACACAGAAAAUGUCUUCUACUACUACCACUACUCCACCUGCCAAAAUCGUACCGAUACGACCUCCACCGGCGGAACUGAAAAAAGAAGAUAAACGAGAACACUCAUCGAGUCUUACAGGAACGAAGUCAUCAACGUCGGUGACUGCACACUCACCAAUGACGACAUCACUAUCAUCAUCUGUGGACUCGGAAUGGGUGUCUCGCAAGGAGUAUAACGAACUGCUCAGUCGCCUCUCAGCCUUAGAGGCACGUGUUGCUCAACUGGAAAAGCGGUGAAGAUGUUCAUCACUGAAGACCUCGGUCGACACUGCUCUAUAAUAAGGGUUGAUCCUCUCGGUUUUGUAUCUAAAACACAUGUUUUCUACUUAUGAAGGUACCACAUACUUCUUCUACUAACUUUUGCUUGGCUUCUCACUGCUUACCGCUUCAUGUGUAUUAGCUUAGACGGUAUGGUGAGUAGCAUGAAAGGAGACGUAGUCGAUUCGUUAAUUAUUUAUUUUGUUUUCACAAUAAACUUCAUUCAUGAUGAUCAAAUCCUUCCAUAUAUAUGAAGUCAUGUACUCCUAGUUGAGUCAGUUGCCUUUUUCGGCAAGCUUUAGCCAUAUCGCGUUAUUGGGGCAGCUGUUAUACCAUAUAGUGCGCUUUUGUACAGAAGUUAUGAGCUUAUGCGGCGAACUUAAGCUCUACAACGGAAACGUCCACAAUUUUUAACUGUGAUUUAUUUCGUCUCUUCUAUUUGGCUUACAACAUCGACUUCCAUCUAUUGCAGUGUUCGUUCUUUUGUAAGAAUUACUGUUCGCCAUCGCUCGAGAGUUUAUUUCUUUGUUGGGCUAUAUGUCUCUUUGGUUCAGUUGACUUGUGGUUUAUUUUUUUUUUUGCUCUCCAUCCACACUUUGAGGCGAACUCAUGGUCUUCUCAGCAUUAUCUGGUC
Messenger RNA from Cylicocyclus nassatus, 2222 nucleotides. The record is from the annotation of a GenBank genome assembly. NCBI's taxonomy places the organism in Eukaryota, Metazoa, Nematoda, Chromadorea, Rhabditida, Strongylidae.